AUGGCUGACAAGGGUCUUGAGGAUGUGCCUGAGGGCCAGAUCGAGUCGAACUACGAUGAGACCGUCGACUCCUUCGAUGACAUGAACCUGAAGUCGGAGCUCCUCCGUGGUGUCUACGCUUACGGUUUCGAGCGUCCCUCCGCCAUCCAGCAGCGUGCCAUCAUGCCCGUCAUCAAGGGCCACGAUGUCAUUGCCCAGGCUCAGUCCGGUACUGGCAAGACCGCCACGUUCUCCAUCUCUGUCCUCCAGAAGAUCGACACCAACGUCAAGGCCUGCCAGGCUCUCAUCCUCGCCCCCACCCGUGAGCUUGCUCAGCAGAUUCAGAAGGUCGUCGUCGCCAUCGGUGACUUCAUGAACAUUGAGUGCCACGCCUGCAUUGGUGGCACCAGCGUCCGUGACGACAUGAAGGCCCUGCAAGAUGGUCCCCAGGUCGUCGUCGGUACCCCUGGCCGUGUCCACGACAUGAUCCAGCGCCGCUUCCUCAAGACCGACAGCAUGAAGAUGUUCGUCCUCGACGAGGCCGACGAGAUGCUUUCUCGUGGUUUCACCGAGCAGAUCUACGACAUCUUCCAGCUGCUCCCCCAGAGCACCCAGGUCGUUCUUCUGUCUGCCACCAUGCCCCAGGACGUCCUCGAGCGUGACCUGAUUAUGAAGGAGUUCCGUUCCGGAUCUUCUCGUGUCCUGAUCGCCACCGACCUUCUGGCCCGUGGUAUCGAUGUCCAGCAGGUUUCCCUGGUCAUCAACUACGACCUCCCCGCCAACCGCGAGAACUACAUCCACCGCAUCGGUCGUGGUGGUCGUUUCGGUCGUAAGGGUGUUGCUAUCAACUUCGUUACCGCCGAGGAUGUUCGCAUGAUGAGAGAGAUUGAGCAGUUCUACAGCACCCAGAUCGAGGAGAUGCCCAUGAACGUUGCCGACCUCAUCUAA
Molecule: messenger RNA, 927 nt
Organism: Colletotrichum spaethianum
Lineage: Eukaryota; Fungi; Ascomycota; Sordariomycetes; Glomerellales; Glomerellaceae
Product: ATP-dependent RNA helicase eIF4A
Exons: 6
Coding region: 1-927 (308 amino acids)
Biological process (GO): cytoplasmic translational initiation
Cellular component (GO): cytoplasmic stress granule
Molecular function (GO): RNA helicase activity; ATP binding; translation initiation factor activity
Source: RefSeq, a predicted model, not a curated record